GAUCAGCUGUUUCAUUGAUUUCACAAUGAAAAAAAUUUGAUUUUACAUUUUGAUCGUUAUAUAAUCCGAAAAAAAUGUGGCAUGAAGCAAGAAAACAUGAGAAAAAAAUUCGUGGUAUUAUGAUCGAUCAUCGACGCCGAGCAGAAAAACGUAGAGAAUUUUAUGAAAGUAUACGUCUUGAUCCAGCAUCAUAUCUUCAGAUACAUGGCCAACAAAUGAAAAUACAUAUUGAUCCGGUAAUAUCACAAGCAGCCGAAUCAUCAUUAGUACCAUGGAUGGGUGAUGAUAAUAAUAUGAUUGAUCGUUUUGAUGUUCGUGCUAAUUUAGAUUGUCUACCGUCAACAUCAACAACUUCAUCGGAUUUGGAAACAACAAACAAUGACAACAACAAUGAUAAUAAUGGUGGUGGAUUACUUACAUCUGAUCAAGAAUGUCAACUAAAUUAUGAACGUUAUCGUAAUCUUGUUCAAAAUGAUUUUGUUGAAAAUAAUGAACAAAAAGUUUUACAGAAAAUAUUUUUAAAAGAAAAAUGGGGACAACAACACCACCAACAACAACAACAGACAAACAAUUUGAAAACAAAGAAUGAAUUGAAGAAAAAAUUGGCAGAGAAAAAGAAUGCAAUUGGUUAUAAUUAUGAUGAUAAUAAUAAUGGUGAUGGUGGUAAACCAUCUGGAAAUGAUGAUGAUGGCGGAGGGACAUCAAGCGAAUCAGUAGAUGAUUCGGAUGAUGAUGAAGAAGAAUUUGAAGAUCUUGACACUAUCGUUUUUGUUGAUCAAUUGGAUCAAGAUUUGUGUGAACGUUUGAAUAUUGUUGCCAAAAAAUAUGGUAUAAAAUAUGGUGAAUUUAUGAAAUUUAUGCAAGCUGAUAAAUCAGAAUCGGAUCGUUUACGUAUUGCCAAAGAAAUUGAAAAUGAAAAAUCAAUGUUUGUAGGGAGAAAAUCUCGUCGUGAACGAAAAGUUUUAAUUCAACAACGUCUAUUAAUAUUACGUUCAAUCAAUACGGAUGAUUGUGAAGUUGAUCAUUUUGCUGUUGUCAACCAAGAAGAAGGAAAGCGACAUAAGAAAUCAGAUUCAUCAUCAGCUGAAAACGACGAUGACGAUGAUGAUGAUGAUUCUAAAAGUGAAAUUGAAGAAGGAAAAAUUGAAUUUAUAACAUCAUUUGGUAAUGAAGAAGAGGAAAUUCCAUCGACAAAACCAGUGAAUAAAAAGAAAUUGAAAAAAUUGCCAAAAGAAUUGAAUAAAAAGAAAUCUUCUUCUGCUUCGGAAAAAUCUAAACAAAAUUCAUCAACAAACAACUCAUUGAUCUAUGGUCCAUCAUUGCCGGCCAUUGAUGAUAAUGUAGCAGUCGGUUCAUCGAAAAUUGAUUCAAAUAUUCAUUUUAAUUCUAGUUCGAAUAAUAUUAAACAAAAUCGUCGUUGUUUUCGUAAUGCGAAUGAUGAUGAUGAUGAUGAAAAAUUUUCGAACGUUAGACGUCGACGAUCACCUUCAUACAGUCCAUUUCGUAGUCGUCGUCGUCGUUCACCAAGUGUACGACGAAGAUAUAAUUCGAAAAGUGAUGAUAAUUCUUCCAGUGAUGGCAGUAUAGAUCGUCAUCGACGAAGAUCUAGUCGUCGACUUUCGCCACCAUCAAGAUAUCGACGGUCACGUUCGAAUUCGGUGCAUAGAAAAUAUCGACGAAGUAGAUCACCACCAAGACGUAAAAAUCAUACUUCAUCAUCAUAUCGAAAACGAAGUAGAUCAAAAAGUCGAAGCCCGACUAAUAUUCGACGAUCUGAUCGAUCUUCGAGACGUGAAAAAGAAAAAACUCGAAAAUCUUCUAGUCAAAGUCCCAUUCUUCCUAUUCGAACUAAACAAGAUGCCAAAUCGAAUGAUGAUAAUCAGAAAUUAUUAAAAUUAUUAGAAAAAAUUGAAUCGAAUGCAAAAAAAUGUCGAAAUUCUCGAGAUAGAAAUAUUGAUGAUGAAAAAACAUCGAAUAAAAUUGAUAAAAAUUCAAUCAAUGAAACUAACAAAUCAACAAAAACAAUCGAUUUGUUGGAAAAAGAAAAAUCACCACCAAUUAAACGAUAUUAUCGUCAUGAUUUAGUUGAUUCUCAAGAUGAUCAUAGUGAUGAUGGUAAUGAUGAAGAUCGAAACAUUGAUUCUGACGAGAAAACAAAAUCAAAUUUGCCUGUAGUUUCUGUCAACGAAUCAUCAACAAAACCAACUUCAACUUCUUCAUCAUCAUCAAUGGCUAAUUUGAUGACAUGUUCAGGUUCGAAAUCCAAUCAAACAUCCAAUUCAUCCAAUUCGUCAUUGAUAAUAACACCACAAGAACGUUUAAAACGUUUGAUGAAAGCUCAAUUGGAUAAACAAUAUAAAUUGGAUAAAAAAGCAGAAAAUGAUCGUUUGGAACGUAGAAAAUUAGAACAACGUGAACGUCGUGAAGAAUUUGAUAAAUUAUCUAGAUCGAAAAGACGAUCAUCUCGUAGUCGAUCAUCAAAUUCUUCACGUUCAUCAUCCAUUAGUUCAAAUUCGAAUUCUGAUUCAGAUUCUUCAUCAUCAUCAUCAUAUGAAAAAAGAAAAAGGUAUCAUUCAAGAUCUAGGUCCCGAUCACGAUCAAAAACUCGACAUCGAACUAAAGAACAUUAUCGACAACAACAUCGAAGACAUCGAUCUCGUUCAAUUACACCGGAUUAUGGUCGCCAUGGUCACCAUCAUCAUCAUUCAUCAUCAACAGCAACAACAACAUCCAGGUAUCGAUCAUCAAGACGAUAAAAGUCUUGACUAAAACAAAACAAAACAAACAAAAAUUUUAUUUAAAUUAAACAAGGAAAAAAUUUGAAAAAAUUCCAUUUCGAAAAUAUUUUCUUCAUGGUUAUGUUAACCUGAUUAGGUUGAAAUAGCCUCA
Dermatophagoides pteronyssinus (European house dust mite) is the source of this 2889-nucleotide messenger RNA. RefSeq lists its product as uncharacterized. The record is from RefSeq and is a predicted model, not a curated record. NCBI's taxonomy places the organism in Eukaryota, Metazoa, Arthropoda, Arachnida, Sarcoptiformes, Pyroglyphidae.